AGCGCUCGGCACAAAUCUUAGCACGUUCCGAUAGAGUGGUGUGUUUGUGGCUGCUAAGCAGAGGGGAUGGAGUCAAACCAAGCUCUUUGAAAAAUAAAAUCAGGGCUCUGUUUGCACCAUGUCUGGCUUCAAAUCAAUUAGUGAUGAGAGUGGCUGAUGCUCCCGGUGUGCGCUUCAAUGAGAGCGAAAGGGUGACGGACAGUUAUAUCUUCUAGAUUCGACUGCUGGGCUUAAAAGUGCGAUCCUUUGGUUCAUCUGCGACUGAACUCAAACCAGACCGAUGACUCCCGGAGAUUCCAAAACUAUCACCGACCUCAUGCAAGAUGUGCUUCGGACUGGCUGUGGUUUCUCCUCCUCAUCCUCCUUCUGAUGUUCAAUGGCAGACGAAAACCGCUCCCUUCUCCUUUCCUGUCAUCUUUUGAUCUCCGAGAGAUGGCUCUGAUCCACAACUAAACAACAGGACAUCCCUCUCUGAUCUCCUCCCUCUCUGACCAUCUUCUCAUCACCCUCCCUCACCAUGGCCUGCUUGCUGGUAGCAGUUUUCCUCCUGGUUCUCCAGACAUAUGCUGCCCCACCAGAUUUUGUUCAGAGUUUGGAUGUAGGCCCUGGACUCACAGCUAAUGACACUCUGUCUCCACCCCUGGGGACUAGUAAAUGUGCCCCCCACAGCAUUAUCAUUGGGGUGCGUAAAGGCGGCACACGAGCCCUGCUGGAAAUGCUAGACAUCCACCCUGAGGUCGCUGCCGCUGCCACAGAGGUGCACUUUUUCGACUGGGACGAGAACUACGCUAAGGGAUUUGACUGGUACCGUGAGCUGAUGCCAUAUUCCUACCCACACCAGAUCACAGUGGAGAAGACACCAGGCUACUUCACCUCUGCCUUGGCGCCAAAGCGCAUCCGUGCCAUGAACUCCUCCAUCAAGCUGCUGCUGAUCUUGCGGGACCCAACUGAACGUGUCAUCUCAGACUACACCCAGGUCUACUUCAACCGCCUGGAGAACCACAAGCCAGUGCAGGCCAUUGAGAACCUGCUGGUGCGCAGCGGAGCCCUCAAUACCCGCUAUAAGGCCAUCCAGCGGAGCCUCUAUGACAUGCACAUGACCAACUGGUUGCGCUAUUUCCCCCUAGAGCAGAUCCACAUCGUGGAUGGGGAUACUUUGAUCCGGGACCCGUUGCCUGAGCUACAGAAGGUGGAGCGUUUUCUCAACCUGCCCCCCAGGAUAAUGUCCUCCAACUUCUACUUCAACCAGACCAAGGGGUUCUACUGCAUCCGGAGUGAAGGGCGAGAGCGCUGCCUGCACGAGUCCAAAGGGCGUCCCCACCCUGCCGUCAACGGUACCGUGCUGCAGCAGCUACGCUCCUACCUCCGGGAGCACAACCAUAACUUCUACCGGCUGGUGAAGCGCUCCUUUGACUGGCAGUAAGGCAGUUCACCCCUCUACCGAUGAGGACUAGUUCCCCCUGGCCCACAUAUGACUGUUCAAGGACUGACUGACCAGUGUUAUAGGGGGAGAAGCACUUUACGAACUCUGACACCCAAACACCCCUGUCAAUCGCCUUUUACUCUGCUCUGGUGUCAGCAGAGCAGUUCCACAUUUACGAAGCAAGAACUUACAAACUAACAUGGAAAAAUCCCCAAGAUUGAAGUCAUUCUCUGUACUGUACCUGCCAAAAGUGAAGCGAUGCGGAUUGUGGAAAAACUCAUUUGUGAACCUGAUUUUAACUUUUGUUUGAUAUUACUGUACUUGAUAAUAAAUUGUUUUGCUUUAAAAAUGUAA
Oncorhynchus nerka (sockeye salmon) is the source of this 1777-nucleotide messenger RNA. Its product is annotated as heparan sulfate glucosamine 3-O-sulfotransferase 1-like. Bases 518 to 1423 code for a protein of 301 amino acids. The transcript is spliced from 2 exons. Lineage: Eukaryota; Metazoa; Chordata; Actinopteri; Salmoniformes; Salmonidae. Gene Ontology annotation, molecular function: [heparan sulfate]-glucosamine 3-sulfotransferase activity. The record is from RefSeq and is a predicted model, not a curated record.